Messenger RNA from Paramisgurnus dabryanus, 2557 nucleotides. It is a transcript of the gene gfi1b, whose product is annotated as growth factor independent 1B transcription repressor. NCBI's taxonomy places the organism in Eukaryota, Metazoa, Chordata, Actinopteri, Cypriniformes, Cobitidae. Gene Ontology annotation, cellular component: nucleus. The record is from RefSeq and is a predicted model, not a curated record. Gene Ontology annotation, biological process: regulation of transcription by RNA polymerase II. Gene Ontology annotation, molecular function: DNA-binding transcription factor activity, RNA polymerase II-specific.
GGGAGUUAAAAACGCAACGCAACAAACUCACAGCGAUGCAGUGCUUAUGUUUCUAAACAACGGAUUUUACACAUCACGAAGUUUGCCUUCUACACAAGAAUACAUUUAAACAAGGAUAUUUCAAAUUCAGAAUAAUCAUGCCACGAUCGUUUUUGGUGAAAAGUAAAAAGUGUUCUUCCUACAAUGUCCAUCGACCAAUCGACACCGAGCAAAUCGAACAAAAAAAACUUUCGGACACAGGACCCAAAACAAUCCCAGCAUUAGUCCCUUCAGAAGCAAAGGAGCGUAAAUCCCCAGAGCAGCCCAAGUUAGAGCCCGUCACCCAGCUGUCACGCAAAGACCCAUAUGACUUCAUCAAGAGUGAGCAAGAACCCGACUGCCCGAUACCAUCUCACCCUGAGGUCACAAUCCGUCGCCCUUAUUUCAUAUCUGAGCCUAAACUGGCAGAAUUCCCACCCUAUUAUAAGAGCUCUUACGCUUGGGAUCAUGUUCCCUCUCCAUAUGACUUCAGACAGAUGAGCUUUCCCCCGUCGCUCCUUCAGCACGCCAGUAGUUUGUAUGGAGCUCACCUAAAGCAAAGCUCAGAGCUUCCACAGCCGCUGGACUGCAGCACACACUACUCACCGACAUCCAACACCUAUCACUGCAUUACCUGUGACAAGGUCUUUUCCACCCCUCAUGGACUAGAGGUUCACGUCAGACGUUCUCACAGUGGCACGCGUCCAUUCGGCUGUAGUAUCUGCAGAAAAAGCUUUGGUCAUGCGGUUAGCUUAGAGCAACACAUGAACGUCCACUCUCAGGAAAGAAGUUUUGAGUGCAAGAUGUGCGGGAAGACUUUCAAACGCUCCUCGACGUUGUCCACCCAUCUUCUGAUUCACUCGGAUACUCGGCCGUACCCCUGCCAGUACUGCGGCAAGAGAUUUCAUCAGAAAUCUGAUAUGAAGAAACACACCUACAUACACACAGGUGAGAAACCUCACAAAUGUCAGGUGUGCGGUAAGGCCUUCAGCCAGAGCUCCAACCUUAUCACACACAGCCGCAAACACACCGGAUUCAAGCCGUUCGGAUGCGAGAUCUGCUCCAAGGGCUUCCAGAGGAAAGUGGAUCUUCGCAGACAUCACGAAAGCCAGCACAGCCUUAAAUGAUGGAGGUGUGAUGAAUAGACGAUCCAUGGCACCAAAAAGACACCUGAAGAAUGUAGAACGUUCAUGUUAACAUCCUUUAACAUAACUUACUCUUCAAAAUUCAUCAAAAUGACAAGAUAAAGCAAUAAGCCUGGAAAAUCGAUGGCGAACUCAAUGAUUUUUGUUUCCAAUGUACAAAUGCACUUUUUGUAGUAAGCCAUAAUUCAUCUAUUAUGUGAGCAAAAGUGUCUGAAUAGUGCAACAAUGUCAGAAAAAUGGUCUUGAGGUGUCACCGGGGCAGUACCCUUUCAAAAAGUACACUUUUGGAUAUAAAGAGUUUAUAUUAAUUGCUCAUAGGUAUACAUAUUGGUACUAAAUAUAUACAUAUCUGGGUGAUUCUCACGAAAUCCAGAUUUAGAAGGUGUCCGGCAUCAGAAUUUUUAAAAAGUCCUUAAAGCCUUUUUUUAUAUUAAGGUCUGAACUUACUAUAACCAUUAUUUUUAGAGGAUUUUAAAAAUAUUUCCUAUAGAAUUUUUUACAUUUUUUAGAUUAUCAUCAUCAAAAAUUAUCAUUACCGCUACAUGAUAUUACAUUAAAUAUAUGCAUUUACAAACUCAUGUUUUGGUAAUGAGAACUAAAAAGUUGUCUAGAUACUAUGACAAACAAAAUUUCAACUUUUAUCUGGAGAGAAAAAAAUAAGAACUGCUUACCUGGUAGCCAUUUUGAGUGUCACAGUCAAUUAUGUCCCUUCCUAUUUUUUUUAAAUGUUAGUUCAUUGAGGGCUUAAAGAAUGAUUGAAAAUUGUUGCGGAGGAUGAGAAAAUUGGUCUUGGACACAUUUAUAUUCCUUAUUAUUGUCUCUACAUUUACCAAUGAUCACCAAAUACCACAUGUUUCUUUAUUGUAAAUGUUUAUAGUAUAACAUGCACUGAAGCUUUUUAUUUUUUUUGAUUUUUUAAUUAUAAAUAUUUCCAUGUCAAAGAACCCAAAUCCAGUCAUGGACACGUUGCGAAAAUGGGAAUUUUCCCCUUAAAUGUGAAAAAAAAAAAAAAAACCAAAUUGGUUUGUAUGAUGUCAUUUGAAAUCAUGUGCAAAAUAGUACAUGAAGAGAUGUUUGUAACUGUAUGCUUCUUAUUUUGAUACUCUUACUUUGCAUUUACUUUUUUUUAUCAAAAUAUUUCAUGACACCUCAUAAGUCUAAUUUUGUGAGAAUCACCCAUCUGUACGUAAAUAUUCGGACCCUUAUAAAUGAGACAGUGACAACUAUUUUGUUCCGACAGUGUAUAAAGGAUUUGAUACAUUUUUUCAAUAUAAACACAUUUGUACCUACCAAGCUUAUACCCAACUGCCUUUAUUGCCUGUAAAAUCAGACACUUUUUAUAUGAAUGCUUUUGAAAAUAUUAUAUGUUAUUGUUUUGACUUAACUAUCUUAAU